Pomacea canaliculata is the source of this 3038-nucleotide messenger RNA. Its product is annotated as leucine-rich repeat and IQ domain-containing protein 3-like. NCBI's taxonomy places the organism in Eukaryota, Metazoa, Mollusca, Gastropoda, Architaenioglossa, Ampullariidae. The transcript is spliced from 8 exons. The record is from RefSeq and is a predicted model, not a curated record. Gene Ontology annotation, molecular function: protein binding. Bases 223 to 2442 code for a protein of 739 amino acids.
GAUGUGUACAGUAUGGCGUUUUGUCUGUGUGGUUGCAUCUUGGAAUUACCUAUAAAUGAUGUGUUUAGGUAAUACAAGUUCGUGGGAACUACUCUGAAGUGACGUUUUUCAGACUGCCUUAUUUUUGUGGCUAAAGAAUCAGUGGUCGGGUAUAAAUAAACACUUUUAUAAAAGAAAUAUUGAGAGCACGAGAGGCAUUGCAACUGCUGUCACAUAAUCACCAUGGUCAGCAUACCAGACUGGACAAAGUUUUCCCGGACUGUUGAAGGUUUAAAAAAACCUAAUUUUUCACAGCCUUUGAACAAAUUUUUCUACCAACAGGAGCAGGUGGCGCUCAGAGAAGCUGAAGAGCAAGGUUAUUUCCUUGUGCCAUCAUGUGACUAUAUUCUUAAGUAUAUCGGCCCUUGCAAUGCCAUGAGCAAGAGUAUCAAACAAAUCUUUUUGGUGAAGCUGGACGGAGUGCACAUGCAAAAGCUCGGUGACAUAUCUCUCUGUACUAACUUGAAAAUCUGCAUCCUAGCAAAUAAUUUCCUGACUAAUGUUGAUGCCUUAGCCAGAUGUUACCAUCUUGUUAAGUUGGAUCUCCAUGGUAAUCAGAUGUCUUCUAUCCCAGACCCAAUCUUCUGGUCUGGUCUCAAGAAACUGAGAGCUCUCUAUCUGCAUGACAACCCUCUUGGAAAUUUGGAGACAUUGCAGAAUCUUACUGUGUGUCGAUGCCUCACAAUCCUGACCCUGUAUGAUACUCCGCUCUACCUCCGCAAAAACUAUAGGCACUAUGUGGUCAACAGCAUCUGGACAUUAAAAGCGCUAGAUCAUCAUGUGAUAUCGGAUGAGGAAAUUAUUGAAGAUGCUUUUUUCAGGGGUCAUUUUUCAGCUCUCUGUCCACCUUUCAGACUUGACCUGUGGCUUGCUUCAUCAAAUAAUACCACUUAUCAAGAGGAGCUGAAGCUGCUGCAGAAGUUGGAAGCAUGCAUUAACAGAAUCCUGGCAAGAAAUUCUCCAGUCAUCAUUAUACAACGUUACUUCAGGGGCUACAUCACAAGAAAAAAGCUUGGGUUAGUCCCAAAUCGGAAGCCACAUUCUGGCAAAAUACACGAAGGACCUCAUCUGUUGCCACUUGCUGUCUCAACUGAAGGGCAACCAAGAGCAGAAUCUCAUCAGCCAAUAACUGAAAUACGCAGGACACCUGUUUGGAUUGUUCCUCCAUCAUCCCCUGUUCAUUUAUUAGCUUCUGAUAUUUUUCCACCUUCUCUUACUAGUGACAAAAAAAAUGAAUCUCCAAGCAAUAUAAUUAUCAACUUCAGGAAGCUGCAAAACAAUAUCACAGAAAUGGUCCACAGUCAUGCAAUUCAUAAUCCAGAUCUGGAACGGCUGCCUCAUUUGUCCAAUAUACCUGCAGGGCAAAGGAGAACAGAAAAGUGCAGAAAUGAGAAACGCCCGCCAACAUUUGUGAAGACUGGCAAGCAGUCCUUUGGAUAUGUGGUUGAAACAGGGCCAGAGGACAAUAUGGACAAGAUAUUUGACAAAGAGGACUUUCCUUUCACAGUCUACAGGCUUCAAGGUCGGAAAUAUGGCUUUUUUCUGUCUGACGCCACCACAGACAUGAUCCUGGAGAAGGUAGCAUCUGGAAAGCAAGUUCGGGAGGUAAGAGCAGAAUGGAUGGAGAUGGCUAAGGCUGAGUCACCACCAAAAAUUCCACACAACAACUUUACAACCAACAAACAACGACUGUUUGCCCGGGUGUAUGGUACUAUGAGCUUGUCAUGUCUGCUAGCUGUGCAGAAGGCAUACCAAGACAGAGAGAAUGCAGAAAAACUCACUGCCAAAAAGGAGCACGUCAAAAUCUUAAGAGAUGAAAGGCAGAGAGCAAAGGAGAGCAUACAGUUUUACCUGCAGCAGAAGCGCAUUCGGCUGAUGCACAAGCAGGAUCUUGAUCAGGCCAGUUUGCUGGACCAGCUGGAGAAGAAAGAACUGCAGCAGCUAAAUUAUUUAGACAGGCAGCAUGAAGCGAAGGGAUGGGCUACAGCUAUGACAAGGUCCCAUUAUGCAAACAAAACUUUCAUGACUGAAUUUAACUCUCAGCACACAUCUGUCUCCAAUGCCCUGCUUCGCCAUGACCGGCAGGCUAAGAAUGAAGAUAAAAACUCUUCCCAAAGAGCAAAGGUGCAAAAUCUUCGUUCUGAUAAACAUGAGCAGCAGGAGAUGGUGAAGAAAUACUUGGAGCAUCGUCAGCUAAUGCGGCAGACUGAAGCUUCUCUGGCACGGACUGCUCUUGAUUCCCACAUCUUACAGGAGACCACAGAUCGUCUAAUGGAGGCCAAGCAACGAGUAGCUCACAUCAAAGCAAAGGAGGCAACAGUGCAGGCAUUUUAUCCUCUUCCACCAAAUGUUGUGUCAGGACUUGAAGAGGCAGAAACUAGGCCACUGCAGGGGAGCUUGUGAACAGUAUUAUGUAAUGCCACUUGACUUGCAGUAAAAAAAUGGUGCAAUAGUAUUGAAUGUACCAUAUGUGUGUGUAACAGAUUUUGGCCUAGAAACAUGAAAAAUGGGAAUCACAGGACCAGUAGAGGACGCGAUGGUGGUGGGAACCAGUAUUACACUGCACUGACACUGUUCUGGGAGUCAGGGUGCAACUUAGUAAAAUGCAAGGUGAUUCAAGGACCAUAGCAAGCACAUGUGUGCACUGGUGAGCCCACUUUCAUAUGCCAUGUAAAAAUGCUUUUGCUCCUAACUUGUACUGUUGUAGCCCUUUCAUUCAAGUUUCUUAAUGUUUGUUCUAGUAUUCAUAAAAAGCAUGUGUUUUAAGUAGUAUUUAUAGCUCAGAGUCUUCACAUAAAGAAAUGACUUUCAUAAUGCUUUUAUUAAUUUAUUGCAGGCCAGAAGGCAUAUACAUACUGAAAUAAGAGUAUUAUUAUUACAGUGUAGGGCCUGUAAGCUGUGGUGAUCGGGGUCGAAACUGCUUAACCGUGGCUUAGGUGGUCCAUGGCUUGAAUAUUUUUUGAAAAGUGCAUAAAUUACAAUAAAUAAAGAAAAAAAUA